Molecule: messenger RNA, 3999 nt
Organism: Penicillium alfredii
Lineage: Eukaryota; Fungi; Ascomycota; Eurotiomycetes; Eurotiales; Aspergillaceae
Exons: 8
Coding region: 1-3999 (1332 amino acids)
Biological process (GO): telomere maintenance; DNA repair; translation
Cellular component (GO): ribosome
Molecular function (GO): structural constituent of ribosome; DNA helicase activity
Source: RefSeq, a predicted model, not a curated record
AUGCGGAAGGUCCAGCAGCAGACGGUCAUUCGUCUAGCCCGACCUGGCAGACUUCACGCAACGCAGGCUGUUCUACCGGAAUGUACAGCUCGGGAUGUACAGCUCCGUACGGCCAUGGAACUUGCCACAGACGUCAUUGCCCUCGUCGGAUUCGACGCCCUCGAGACCCGCUUCCCCUUCCGCCGCCCAUUCGAGUUAAAGACAGCAAGAUCAGCGCCAUGGCAGCGACAUGAAACAAAUCGGCGCGGUGGCAGGCAUACGGGGGCAAAAAAUGAGUGUACAGCGCCAGGGGCUGAGCUGGCAGGCUUGGUGUUGGCACUGCGGAUGACGGAGGAGCGCGCCUGGCACUUCUUGGAGAUCUGGGCGUACAACCAAGGCGCGAUGCGGACGCUACAGUCCCCCGGGAUAGUUAUCAACCUGCUGGCAAAACGCCGCAGGCAGAAGAGCGUCACGGCGUUCCACUUGAUCCCAGCCCAUCUCGACAUCAUCCGCAACGGAUUUGCCGACGACGUGGUCAAGCAGGCCAGCGGCUGGCGCCCCAAUAAGCGACCCACCGACGCGGCAGCACGACUCGCCGACACCACCUUACACUCUUUGAUCCACCAUCAUCGCAGCCCUCGCCGCGCCUAUCGGCCGGUGAUGCGUCUCCCCAGCUACCUCCUGCGUCCAGCCGACCACCUACACUACUUCUCUCGUCGUUGCGGCGUCUUUCGAUCGGCGACACGCCUCCACGAACUCGGCCGCAUACACCUAUCCAUCCUCUAUCCCAAUCGUCCCCACCCCCAUCCGUCACCGAGCAGUGGGACACUGGGACCGAGCCUACCACUCUCGAACCUCCGCCCCUCGACCUAUUGGACACUCACAUACUCUGGAGACCGGCGCUGGCGUCUGGGGAUUGGGCACUCCAUGCACAUCAAAGACGACAUCUGCCGCCGUUGCCGGCAUGCCGACACAAACCAGGACAUCUUCCUAUUCAGCGAGAUCAAAAAUAUGCAGCCCGAUCCUAUGUCAGACCUACCGCCUUUGACCCAGACUGAAGAGAUGCUGAUCUCACGCGUCCACGUAUUCAUCGAGGUCCGGCAACACCUCCUGAAAUAUAAGGACGGCCGAUUCGGGUGUCAUCCCCGCUUUCGGUAUGUCGCCUUCAACACCCUGAUGCGACCCCACGCGUCCGCUCGCUCUGGCUUCUAUGUCAAGCAGCGAGGCCAGCAGCAUGAUGAUGCUCUGCUCCGGUCGAUCAUCCGCUUCUCCGGUACUCUCCGCGAUACUCGCCCCUUCUGGGGGGUCCAUAUCAACGGUAUGAACCCUAGCCCCAACACCGGCCCCCUAUCCCGACCGAAAGGCCCGCGAUUCAGCUAUCCGCCGAGGAGCAGACCAAUACGAUCGGCCACCUAUCCUGUAUCGUCAAUCGCGUACAGCGGCACAAGUGCUCUGCGCGAUAUUGCCUUCGAUGAAGCUACUCUCGGCAAACCUAUCAGCUCAUCCUAUUACCGGCUGUUCCCUCAACGAAACGACGCCUAUCUGAAUGCCUACAACCGACUUAUCACCCUUCUCGAAUACCUCGCCAAAUACAUCACCAAGACCGAGACCAAGACCGAUUCCUACCAGACCAUGAUGAGAGGUCUCAUCGGUAGCCUGAACCGACAGCAUCCUCUCCUCUCCGCCGUGAAUAAGCCUAUGAAUGCGUUGGUCGGCGAAUGCGAUUGGUCUGCGCAGGAGGUCUGCCAUAUUCUUCUCGAUAUCCCUCUCCAGCAUGGCAGUCGUCCUGUCAUGGUCGUCGACUGCCGGCCUCCGUCCGACCAGAGUAUUCCGUUUGUCAUUAUGGAGCAAGAAGGCGAGACCUCGGCCGUUCGGCGCGGUCAGUCGCUUCUGCAGAAGUAUCAAAGUCGCAUCCAAUCCCUGGACAGUGCUACUUAUCUAGAGUUUCUUCGUCGGUGCGAUCGUAAGCGCCGAUCGGCGUCCGUUCGGCAGCGCGACCGCGUGUUUAGCUUCUACCCAGUAUACGAUCCCGAGCGAGACCCCGAAAACUUUGGCCGAGUAAAAGUCAUGCCUCAUCAUCCUUUUCGGUCCCUCACUGAUCUCCUUUCACUUGACGGUCAGCUAUUCGAAUCGUUCGCCGCCGCCGCCUUCAACUACUACGCCCAGGCCCAUAUUCACGAGCCCGACCCAUAUGGUGAGGUAGACAACCCUCUCCCCGAGCAGCUCUUUGAGGAAAUCGACCUGGAUGAUGAUGAUGAUGACGACGACGACGUGACGCCGUCCUGGGAGCUACUGGCACGCCAGCUACCACGAGAGGACGAUAACCUUAUCCGCGUCGAGGACCCGGAUCUCCUGGGCGAGCGCGAUAUUGACCGCGAGUAUGAUUGGACCCGGCAUAUCGGUAAAUACCCAGAUAUUGACCCCGAUUACUGGCGACAGAUGAAGGCGCAGUAUCCAGCCGACCUCGCCGGUAGGUCCGACGCCUCUGUCGCGGACCUGAAUGAGAAACAGCGCCAGCUAUACGAUAUCAUCAUCGACCACUAUCGGCAAGUCCUCGCUGUCUCCCCCGAUCGAGAUCCUAUGCCAUCUUACCUAUCGGAUCUUCUUUAUCCCCCGUCGCCAUUCUACCCUAUCUAUCCAGCCCAGCUACUUAUCAACCUCGACGGCAAGGCGGGCACCGGCAAGUCCUUCGUAAUCAUGCUCAUCUCCGCUACCCUCGAUCGGAUGGCAGAGGCCGCCGGCGAGUAUGCGAAGCUGACCCCGGAAAACCUCAGCUCACUACAGGCGACCUUUCGCGGCGUACACUACAUGAUCAUCGAUGAGAAGUCGAUGAUUGGCUUACGCCAGAUCUUUUGGAUCGACCAUCGCGGCCGGGAGAUCUGCCCGAGGUGCGGCGAUCAACCGUUCGGCGGGCUCAAUAUCGUCCUGGCAGGGGACUACUUCCAGUUCCCCCCAGUCCUCCAGCGCCCGCUCUAUUUCAACGAGCCGUUGUCCCAUGACUUCGACCUACGGGGACGGGUCUUCUACCAUGGUUUUAAGACUACUAUCGAGCUAGCGACUAUUUUCCGCCGGGAAGGUAAUGACCCGACCUCAGUUGCCUUUCGUGACGCGUUGAAUCAUCUCCGCGAGGAGUGCCUAUCGGCCGAUAAUUGGAAGCUUCUCACGUCGCGUAUCCAAAACAACAUCCCUUCGGAGAUCCCUCGCUUCGCCGAUACGACCCGGAUUUACCCCAAGCGAGAGCAAGUCCGCCAGUAUAACCACAAUCGGCUCCGCGACCUACAGCAACCGGUUCUCCGGGUGACCGCGACACACACUGGGCUGAAAGCAGACGAGGCGUCUACCGACGAAGCAGGCAACCCACUGAAAGAGCUCCAUAUCUCGAUCGGCUGCCGCGUCAUGCUGACGGAGAACGUCUGGACCGAGCAAGGGUUGGUGAAUGGCGCGUUCGGUACGGUAAGGGACAUCGUCUGGCCAGCCUCUACUGUCGAUCAUGCUCAAGAACAACUGUCCGCGCUCUUGAUCGAGUUCGACAACUACACUGGGCCUACCUUUCGGUCGGAGCCACGCUAUAUCCCUAUCCUUCCGUACAAGCGCGAGUAUUCCUAUGGCAAUAUCACCUGCACCCGUACCCAGUUCCCCCUGACCCUAGCGUAUGGCAUCACCAUCCACAAGUCGCAAGGCCUAACGGUCAACCAGGCUGUCCUCAAUAUCUCGGCCCCCGAUUUCGCUGCAGGACUGAGCUACGUCGCAGUCUCGCGGGUCAAGAGGCUCGACGGCAUCCUCUUUGAGGAGCCCUUUGAUUACGAGUGCUUUCGGCGAACCCGCCUCUCGGCGACGAUGAAGAUGAGAAUGGCUGAUCGGGAGCGUAGGGAGUCCCAGCACUACGAGCCCGUCGAUCUGCCUCCUAUAUCGUCGAUCCGCCGGCCGACGUUCUCAUCUCGCAUCCCGAUUCGAUCCUCCCCGAUCCCAACAUCCUCAUCCCGAUGGUCUACCCCGCGACGCGAUAGGAACGGCCGAUAG